Messenger RNA from Cheilinus undulatus (humphead wrasse), 1893 nucleotides. Its product is annotated as serine protease HTRA2, mitochondrial-like. Gene Ontology annotation, biological process: programmed cell death; positive regulation of apoptotic process; proteolysis. The record is from RefSeq and is a predicted model, not a curated record. Gene Ontology annotation, cellular component: mitochondrion. Lineage: Eukaryota; Metazoa; Chordata; Actinopteri; Labriformes; Labridae. Gene Ontology annotation, molecular function: serine-type endopeptidase activity; protein binding. Bases 221 to 1543 code for a protein of 440 amino acids. The transcript has 8 exons.
GCUCGCUGAAAGUCAUGUUUCCGGGUUAAGGUGUCGCUUUCCUAGUAGUUGACAGCAGGCAGCUUCAGAUAAAAGGUUCGUCCGUGAUCCUUUGUACUCAUGAGAAAAAGUAUGUUUUUCAGAUUAACUUAGACCCGACUAUUUGUGUUAUAAAUUGUUUUUUUAACUGUUGUGUGACUGUCUAAAAACUCUGUACCCGGGCUGACUGAAGUGAUGCAACAUGGCAGCAACUCCUCUCAGGAGGUGCUUUCUGUCCGCACUGAGACACGCUCGGUGUCACAGCCGUGGACUUAACCCUGUGGCAGAGAGGACAGCGUCCUAUACUGUGAUCUGUAACUACAGAGCAGCAGAUGGAAACACAAGCCUUAACGCGGGACCCUCGGUGCAGUGGGACAAACACGACAGUGGAGACAGCAGCAGCUCUCCCGUGCUAAAGUCAGUCUCUGUGGGGCUCGGGCUGUGUGGGGCUGCGCUGCUGGACAGUCAGAGGGACGAACAACCGGAGGAAAGAGAGAACUCUGUUUCUGGGAGGAUUUUUGGACUACUUUUCCCAUCAGCUCAGUGUGCUUCCCCUUUUAAACCUGAUAGCCCCCGCUUCAAAUACAACUUCAUAGCAGACGUGGUCGAAAAGUCCGCUCCAGCUGUCGUGUACAUUGAAAUCCUGGGCAGACACCCAUUUUCAGGCAGAGAAGUUCCUGUGUCCAAUGGCUCUGGAUUCAUCAUCAGCAGUGAUGGUCUCAUUGUCACCAACGCUCAUGUUGUGGCCAACAAGAGAGGCGUCCGAGUGAAGCUCACAAACGGGGAUACGUACAAUGCCACCGUGCAGGAUGUUGACCCUGUGGCGGACAUUGCUACCAUAAAAAUCACCGCAAGGAAUCCUUUACCCACGCUGGCCCUUGGCUACUCCUCUGACAUUCGACAAGGAGAGUUCGUGGUCGCCAUGGGAAGCCCGUUUGCUCUGAAGAAUACAAUCACAUCAGGGAUUGUGAGCUCAGUGCAGAGAGGCAGUAAAGAGCUGGGUCUGUCCAACUCCAACAUGGAGUACAUCCAGACUGAUGCAGCCAUCGAUUUUGGAAAUUCCGGAGGCCCCCUCAUUAACCUGGACGGUGAAGUUAUCGGUAUAAACACUAUGAAGGUCACAGCAGGCAUCUCUUUCGCAAUACCGUCAGAUCGCUUGAGAAUUUUCCUCGAUCAAGCAGCAAAGAAAAAGACAUCUUGGUUUGGCGAGUCAGAAACGAAGCGACGGUACAUUGGCGUCAUGAUGCUGACGCUGACACCGAGCAUCAUUACAGAGUUGAAGUUAAGAGAUCCGUCCUUUCCUGAUGUGACACACGGCAUCCUGAUUCACAGAGUGAUCAUGGGCUCCCCAUCUGACAGAGCCGGCAUGCGACCCGGAGACAUUGUGUUGGAGAUUAACGGAGCGACUGUGAACACCUCAGAGGAGAUCUACCAAGCGGUCCGCAGCAAUGAUAAAAUCACCGUGGUGGUGCAAAGAGGACACGAGCUGCUUCAGCUGCAUAUAACCCCGGAGUACACAGAGUGACACUCAGCACAGAUAGCCUUAGGUUGGCCUGAGGGAAACAAAAUGAUGCCAGAUUAGCUCAUGAAGACAAGAACACUGGAACAUGAGCUGACAUUUGUGUCUACUGCAAGAAGCGCAAGUAUUUAUUGCUUAGGGUUGAUAAACAUUUAAAGUGGAUAUGAGCAAAAGACGUUUGCCAUUUUCAUGUUACAGUUUAGGAGAAAUUUAGCCCUAUAAGUUGAAGUCACUGUAAACCACACAAAGGCCUUGGUGUCAUUUUUAAAAUGUAAAAAUGGACCUGCCAACACCUGGAGGCUUAAAUGGAUUAAUGUCAGUAUUUAUUCUUGGGUGUCAUGGAGUCAAAUAAAAAA